This is a messenger RNA of Colletotrichum navitas, 1494 nucleotides long. Its product is annotated as RNA recognition domain-containing protein. The record is from RefSeq and is a predicted model, not a curated record. Gene Ontology annotation, molecular function: RNA binding; peptidyl-prolyl cis-trans isomerase activity. The coding region runs from base 1 to 1494 and encodes 497 amino acids. Lineage: Eukaryota; Fungi; Ascomycota; Sordariomycetes; Glomerellales; Glomerellaceae. Gene Ontology annotation, cellular component: nucleus. The transcript is spliced from 2 exons. Gene Ontology annotation, biological process: protein peptidyl-prolyl isomerization.
AUGUCGGUCCUCUUGGAGACCAGCUCGGGCGACAUCGUGAUUGACCUUCUGGUCGACUACGCGCCGAAGCUGUGCGAAAAUUUCCUGAAGCUCUGCAAAGUCAAAUACUACAACUUCUCGCCCGUCCACUCCGUCCAGAAGAACUUCUCCUUUCAGACCGGCGACCCCCUGGGGCCCCUGUCCAAAGAGUCCGAUGGAGGCACAUCCAUCUGGGGCCUCUUGUCCGGCGACAGCUCCAAGAAGAUGUUCCCCGCCUUCUUCCACCCGAAGCUGAAGCACCUCGAGCGGGGCACCGUCAGCAUGGCCACGGCGCCCUUGGAUUCGGACCCAGACACCCGCGUCGCUGCCUCGCAGUUCAUCGUCACCCUGGGCGACGACACCGACUACCUCGACGGCAAGGCCGCCGUCUUCGGCAAGGUCGUCGAGGGCUUCGACGUCCUCGAGAAGAUCAACGACGCCAUUGUCGACGACAAGGGGCACCCGCUCGUCGACAUCCGGAUCAAGCACACCAUCAUCCUCGACGACCCGUACCCCGACCCUCCCGAGCUGCGCGAGCCCAGCGCCUCGCCGCCUCCGACCAAGGCACAACUCGACACCGUCCGCAUCGCCGACGAGGCCGCGCUGCACGAAGACGACGACCUGGACGAGGAGGCCAUCGAGAAGCGGCGGAGGGACAGGGAGGCACGCGCGCAGGCACUCACUCUGGAAAUGAUGGGCGACCUGCCCUUCGCCGAAGUCGCCCCACCCGAGAACGUCCUCUUCGUCUGCAAGCUCAACCCGGUCACCACGGAUGCCGACUUGGAACUCAUCUUUGGCCGGUUCGGCAGGAUUCUCAGUUGCGAGGUGAUCCGCGACGCCAAGACCGGCGACAGUCUCCAGUACGCCUUCAUCGAGUACGCCGACAAGGCCUCCUGCGAAGCGGCCUACGCCAAGAUGCAGGACGUCCUCAUCGACGACCGCCGCAUCCACGUCGACUUCUCGCAGAGCGUGAGCAAGCUGAGCCAGGUCUGGCGAGACGACACAAACCAGAAGCGGAGGAAGCACGCCUCCAGAGGCGGCUGGGGAGGAGUCGACGAACUCGAGAAGAGGCGGCAGUACCGCGACGAGUACGAACGGACCGAAGACGGAUACAACCUCGUAUACGGCGACGAGGAGAUGAAGGGGCGCCACGAGCGCGCCAAAGAUGGUCGUCCGGAGCCGUCGGAGCGGAGGGCAGAGCAGGAGGACAGAGACCGGCGGGACAGGGACCGCCCCAGAGCAGAGCGGGAACGGAGGCGAAGUCGAAGCCCCGGACGUCCGAGGGCCAGGGACAGGGACAGGGACAGGGACGGCAGGGGAGAUGGCGAUCGAUUUCGACCCGACGACCGGGGUGCCGGGCGGCGGUACGAUCACCAAGACCGACGGCGAGACGAUCGGGACCCGGGUCGCAGGGACCGCAGAGAUUGGGACAAUCGAAAUCGAGGUAGGGAUCGAGACUCGGAGAGACGAAGAUAG